This is a messenger RNA of Loa loa (African eye worm), 309 nucleotides long. RefSeq lists its product as hypothetical. The record is from RefSeq and is a predicted model, not a curated record. Bases 1 to 309 code for a protein of 102 amino acids. Lineage: Eukaryota; Metazoa; Nematoda; Chromadorea; Rhabditida; Onchocercidae. The transcript has a single exon.
AUGGCACCAUGUCAGUACCAAUUACAUACUUCCACCACUUUCGGGAAGAAAAGACGGGAUCGGUUCGAUCUCAGUAGGGGGUACCUCGUUCACCAACAGCGUCCCACAGCGCAACAACGGCCACUAACCUCCUAUCCCCUACAUCUCCAGCAGAAAAUGAACCACCUUAAUAUGUCUUCUAAAAUAAGACCUCAAUAUCGGAAUCCCUACAACAGACAAUUGGGUUACCAGAUAAGCAUUGGUAUCUUGGUACCAAUAUAUCCAACUAUAGCUGAUCAUCUUGAAAUUGCUCAACAUGUUCAUGAAUGA